AUGGCGGACGCUCUUUCCAUCGAACAGAACAAUAAAAUUCGAGUCGCUUUGGGACUCAAACCACUCCCCGUCCCUGGUGCUGAAGCCGACGACGCCACCGGUCCGCAGUUCAAGGACGACGCGAGCGCAGACGACUCCGACGAAGAACCCGCGAGCACGAUAGAGACCCGACAAGCGCAGGGCUACGAUAACUGGAAGAAACUCCAGGAUGAGGCCGACGCCAAGAAGAAACGAGAGGAGAAGAAUGCUGCCAUCAAGAGGGCGCGUGACAUUGCUCAGAGAAAUUUGAAGCUACAAGGCGCUACCCUCGGAGAAUCCGAUGGCGCAGAUCUGGAUACCAAGGCAUGGCUGAUGCAGUCCAAGAAACGCUCCAAGAAAAUCGAGAAAGAACGGGCGCGCAAACUUGCCGAGGAAUUAGAGGAGCGCGAGCGCGCUGCGGCUACCGAGUACACCGCCGAAGACCUGGCCGGUAUCAAGGUCGGACACGCGAUUGGCGACUUUGAGGGUGGCGAAGAUCACAUUCUUACCUUGAAGGAUGCGGCCGUGGAUGACGAGGAAGAGGGUGAUGAACUCGAGGAUAUCAACCUGGUUGAGAAGGACAAGACUACGGAGAAACUCGAGCUCAAGAAGCGCAAACCUGUAUAUGACCCUACCGCCGAGAACCAAGGAAUCCUCGCCCAAUACGACGAAGAGAUUGACGGCAAGAAGCGAAAGAGAUUCACUCUUGAUGCAAAGGGCUCGACCGAGGAGGAAAGGCAGGCCAAGCGACAAGAGGUUUCGGCGGGCUUGAAGAAGAGCGCUCUCAGUCUUGAGCUGGAGCCAGAAAUCCAGACCUCAGAUUACAUGGACAUCAGCGAAGUCAAGAUUAAGAAGCCCAAAAAGAAGAAGAACAAGACGACAAAGCGAGCCGCGAUAGACGAUGAAGGUCUUUUGCCUGCCGAAUCAACGAACGGAUCAUCUAUGGAAAUCGAUUCUACAAACGGAGCACCAGUCACGGCUGCCCGGAAGCCCAUCAACGAAGACGUUUCUUUUGCAGAUGAUGAUGACCUUCAGGCUUCACUUGCACUCCAGCGACGUGCUGCUUUCAAGAAGCGCAAGAAGAUGCGUCCAGAAGACCUUGCUCGCCAACUUCGUGAAGAGGAUUCUCAAACACCCAUGGACACAGACACGCCAGAGGACGGCGCCGAGGAACCCGGUCUGGUAAUUGACGAGACCUCAGAGUUUGUCUCUAAUCUACAAAAGCCCACUCUCCCCGAGCGGGAAGAACGCCGAACUGCGACACCCGCUGCCGAGGCGGCCGCCAAACCAGAAGACGAAGAGGAGCCCGAAGACGUGGAUAUGGAGCGGAGCUACAACGAUAUUGAAGAUGAGGAAGACCUCCAAGAACGUCUCAAGCGCGAAGAGUCCAACCAGGCCGCGCAGGAACUCACCGGAACGGGUCUGGAAGAAGAAUCUACAUUGGACCAGGGUCUCGGUGCUACACUCUCCAUGCUGCGGCAACGCGGUCUCGUCAAGGAGACCGACAGCAGCAGCUCGAACGCUCUACUUCGCGAUCGCCAGCGCUUCCUACAGGAUAAGCUCAACCGCGAAGCCGAUGCCGAGCGCCGUGCCCGCUCACAGCGUGAGCGUGACCGUGCCUCCGGCAAAUUAGAUCGCAUGUCCGCCCGCGAGCGCGAAGAAUACGCACGCUGGGAGAACAAACAGCGCGAUCAGCAAGAAGCCCGACAGAUGGCGGAGAUCUUCAACCGCGAGUACAAGCCGGAUGUGCAACUCAAAUAUACGGAUGAAUACGGACGCUCGAUGAACCAGAAGGAGGCGUUCAAGCAUCUGAGUCACCAGUUCCACGGCAAGGGUAGCGGCAAGAUGAAGACGGAGAAGAGGUUGAAGAAGAUUGAAGAGGAGAAGAAGCGGGAGGCGAUGUCUGCGCUGGAUAGUAGCCAGCAUACGGGUAUGAAUAAUGCCAUGGGCCAGCAGGCGCGUAAGAAUCGGCAGGCUGGUGUUCGGUUGGGUUGA
Molecule: messenger RNA, 2013 nt
Organism: Penicillium cataractarum
Lineage: Eukaryota; Fungi; Ascomycota; Eurotiomycetes; Eurotiales; Aspergillaceae
Product: U4/U6-U5 snRNP complex subunit SNU66
Exons: 1
Coding region: 1-2013 (670 amino acids)
Biological process (GO): mRNA cis splicing, via spliceosome; maturation of 5S rRNA
Cellular component (GO): U4/U6 x U5 tri-snRNP complex
Source: RefSeq, a predicted model, not a curated record